UUUUUUUUGGGGGGGGGGGGUGUAAACUUGCAAUUUUCUGUCUUGGAUUCGGCCUGGCGAAAUGUGGGUGAAUGUUAACGGGUUGAUUGUUCUUCAGCAAAGAGCACUUGGGUGGUUUGUUAGUGCUGGUGCUGCACCCGAGUUCAAACUUGACGUAGAGUCGGGUGUGGCGCUUCAUGGUCAACGGCCGCUCCCGUUUGGAUGUUUCGGAGGGACCGCUGUAGGCUGAAGUUAGCAAUUUACGUGCCUAAGAUGGGCAGUGGUAGGGUUCUUGUGGAGGCGUUUAGUUUGCUGCCUGGUGUUCAGAUCCCUUCGUGGGUUGUAGUACUCGUGUGAUCUCGCGUUGACGGGGUUGGAGGUUUGAGGUUGAGGCAGGAGGUUGGUGUUUUUGGAAGCAUCUCACUAGGUAGAUCAGGCUUGGGGACGAGUUGUCAAUAAUGGGAGCAGGAAUCUGGAGGACAAGUUGAUUCAUUGCUCGUUAUGGCGGUGGUUUUACGGAAACGAAGAACAACAGCGAGCUUAGGGUUUGGGAAUGCUGGAAUCAACUGCGCUGCGGCUGCAGGGCGAAUGUUGACGGUCGUCUAAGUGAGGUGGUUGAGACGCAAGGAUCGCCUGAGUUGAGUUGCGUUGGAGCAGUUCCAAGGGCCUUUUCUCAACUCAUUCGAGAUUUUUGAAAUCUGAAUUUUGGCCUUAGUGCAAUCUGGAUUCUGCGCGUCCUGAUCCUCAUAGGUAGAUCCGGGCUUUGUCAUGAGGAGAGAUGCACGGGAUCAAAGGGAAAUUUAAGGGGUUCCGUUCAAUUUGAGAAGAUGAGAAGUACCCAUAUUGGAUUUCCAACUUCCAACCUUCAGGUGUGGAGCUGUGAUAUGCGGGAGCUGUGCACAUGGAAGUGAUGUGGGGUGAACUUCUUUUACGGCAGUUCACAGGACUGGGGAUAGUCUAUGAUUUUAAUUAACCUAGACGCCUAGAUCAGAGAACUUGAUAUCGUUGAGCAAGAGGAUUUGGGCAUUCUGUUCUACUGUAGAAAUGUGAAGAAGCUCCGGCUACAUGGAGAUUUAGAACAAUGGGAGAUAGAGGAGGGAAUUCUGGUCGUGGGUGUAAGUGGCACCCAAGACAGCAAGGCGAAGGUGUCUGUGCACAAUGUUUACGAACGUCACUUGAGAAGCUCGCUGCGUACCAAGGCGAAUACCAGCAAGAGCCACUCGAUUCUUACACUGGAGCUUAUUCAUCAACUUCGAUAACAGACCUCUCACGAGAGAGAGACAACAAUGCGCAGAGCUAUCAACCUACAUACCCGAACGUGAGCUAUCGAACUCGUAGUAAAAAGGAAUCUAAGCCCAAAGGAUCUUUUUCUGCGCAAGAUGGAAGCGCAUCUGAUGCUCGGAAGCUGAAAGAUGCUGCGGGGUCGAAAGGCAGGCUAACUUGGGGAGGUGCCGUGCACCGGAUAUCAUCGCUCCGAAGUGCAUUCACCUCGUUGUGGAAGUCAGACAGGCAGCCGGAAGAGAAGAGGAAGAUUGAUGAGAAGAAGGUUAGGGAGAAGCAGCACGGGAAACUCCAUGGGCUGAAGGGGACUGGAGAUGGGAGAAAAGAGAAAGCAUACGAGCUACAGAACGCAUCGCAUAGUGAACCUGGACGAGUUAAUGGGGAAUUGAAGCGGAACUCAAUCAGCGGUGGGAAGAUCACGCCUGGAUCGGCUUCCUCGUUGUUAGUGUCAAAAUUCACUCACACAUCGAGUUCCACGGAAGUCCCGCAGACUCGGUGGCGGAGGAGUAAGAGCACUCGGGAGGCAAAGAGUGAUCCACAAGUGCAAACCGGCAUAGAUCAUGGCCCUCGAACUCCAGAUGGUAACCUCGCCCAGGGCGCUCCUUCUCCAAUCCAACCUGUGCCGCACCCGAGCAGCAAGUCAUCACCGUGGAGGUUUUUCUCGCGGUCCGGUAGCCGGCGUAGACCCCUCAGGGGAUUUAAAGUGGACACACCCAAAACAACGCCCAAAAACUCUACCGCGUUGGACAGUAGGCAAAACCUUGGGAUGAGUAAUCCUAUGUCACGUGGCUUCUCACCGAAACCGGAAGCGCCAGUCUCUACCUCCAAGUCGACAUUGUCUUCUCCUUCUGUGGCGAAGCCGGAUCCGCAGUCCCAAACUACCAUCGGUAGUAAGAGCAAUUCAUGGUCAAGGUCAUUGUCUCCUUCUAGCAGUAAGCCUAGUCCACUGUACCUGGCGCCCCAGACGAUGGGCGAGAUCAAGGGAGACAGUCUGUCACGUGAUUCGAUAGAUACGCUGGAGUUCUCCGAUCAGUCCAAAGCAGCAGAUGUGCACGGCCAGAGAGGGACCAGAUGCUCUCUAGACGGUGGGCUGGAUUCUGUUUCACCUCGCUCCUUUGAAGGGAGUGCACCCAGAUCGAAUUCUUUCCUUGGGGAAACUGUUGCUGCCCAGAGCAAGGCAGACAGGUCGUCGAUCAUGUCAGUGACGCACAAAGUGGACUGGCCGCGCGUCAUGCCUGUGCAGUCUGCUUCCAAGAGCCCCUUGUACAAGCGACCGGAGAUCCCGCGUAAUCCAGGUUCUGAUAUCUUGAAGCUUGGCGCUGAGGUGCCUCGUCACAUGACUGGCAGAGGGAAGGCAAGCGUGGCAAGCUAGGAGGCAACGCAUGAGGCCGCACCUUGCUCACGGUUGUGCGUUUCACUGGAUGGCUGGUUUUAGGUUCACCCUUGGACGAUUCUGAGCCUCUCCGACGAGUGCAUCCCGUGGCAUCUUUUCAUUGAAUCUGCAGGCAGAAUGCAUUAGUUGUCACUGCCAUGCUCACGGUGGUCCCAUGUGGAUGGCAACAAAAAUACCCUUACACUGGCGGUACUCUUGCUUGAACUUGCUCCGAGGGCCUGAUGAAACUAGACUUCGGCGCGGAAUUGACACUGCAGCUGCGCAGAGCCAUCAAAGCAGAGCUUCGUUCUGAAAUUGGUGAUUAGCGUUGUGGAGGAGUUUUCUGCCUUUUAGAUGCAUGACAGCGUGCUCUUGGAAUACAAGCAUGGCCGUUGAGUAACUCUGGUUUAGAUAUUAAUGUCGUUCUCUCAUUCCAGGCAGAUCAUAGGGUUAGAGCAAAGCCUGGAGCCAAGGUUAUGCUGGCGAUACUCUAUAGUUGUAAUGCUAUAUUGUAGUGGGCGUCUGCUUUGUGGCUUGUCGAGUUGUUUUAUGUAGAAUUAAAUAGGGAGCUGAAUAGCCUAAAAAAGAUCACGUGACAUUGCGAGAAUCACCCGACUGGAGGCCUACAACGUGAGAUUUAUUAGUAGUGAGGGAUAAGUCUGUAUAAAUAUGUUGGGUGUUAUGCCUCUUGCCACCACACCGUCUCCUUUGUACAUUAUGGGUAAGAGGAGAGGAGAGGAGAGGUUAUUAGUGCAUGACAUUCUUUGGAGCGACGCCUCUACUGGGUUGGUUAUGCGGGUUUAGACGAACCUUCUGUUCAUAAUUUUGACUCGUGUAUCGAGUUUCUAGCAAACGAGCUGCACCGUCACGGUUGCGCCAGUUCAAUGUUAC
Messenger RNA from Physcomitrium patens, 3523 nucleotides. Lineage: Eukaryota; Viridiplantae; Streptophyta; Bryopsida; Funariales; Funariaceae. The record is from RefSeq and is a predicted model, not a curated record.